AUGAAGAAAAAAUCGAAGUACAACCGCGGCACCCGCCACGAAGAUUACUGGCUCUUUGGGGGCGUAGACCGAACCACGAAGCAGUGGUUUGGUGUCGUGACGUUUGGCGAUCGGACCAAGCCGACCCUGUUGGCGCUGAUAAAAAAACACAUUCGUCCGGGGACCCACAUCAUCUCCGACAAGUUUGGAUCGCACGUUUCAACCAACGAGCAGCACACAUUGGCCAACAACGACUUGCUCGCCGGAAUGCGUUACACCCACUCGUGGGUUAACCAUUCCGAAAACUUCGUGAACCCAAGAAAUGGCGCCCACACCCAGCAAAUUGAAGGCGUUUGGGAAGUGCGUAUUAAGCAGUACAUUAAGGCUAUGCGUGGUGUGCGCAAAGAGCGCAUUCCAGCGUUCUUGGACGAAUACCUCUGGCGCAGUUGGUAUUUUGCCUCUGGAGCCAAAGGAAAGAAGUACUUCAAAGGACUUAUCCUAGGAAUUCGCCAUAAAUAUGGUCAAUAA
This is a messenger RNA of Aphanomyces astaci, 507 nucleotides long. RefSeq lists its product as hypothetical. The coding region runs from base 1 to 507 and encodes 168 amino acids. NCBI's taxonomy places the organism in Eukaryota, Oomycota, Saprolegniomycetes, Saprolegniales, Verrucalvaceae. The transcript has a single exon. The record is from RefSeq and is a predicted model, not a curated record.